Lachancea lanzarotensis is the source of this 1521-nucleotide messenger RNA. Its product is annotated as LALA0S15e01002g1_1. Bases 1 to 1521 code for a protein of 506 amino acids. Gene Ontology annotation, cellular component: membrane. The record is from RefSeq and is a predicted model, not a curated record. NCBI's taxonomy places the organism in Eukaryota, Fungi, Ascomycota, Saccharomycetes, Saccharomycetales, Saccharomycetaceae. Gene Ontology annotation, biological process: carbohydrate transport; transmembrane transport. The transcript has a single exon. Gene Ontology annotation, molecular function: carbohydrate:proton symporter activity.
AUGUGGACGACAACAACGUACAGGAUCCCCCAGAUCAUCGCAAUUUUGGCGGUGGCAGGAACCCUCCUGGGGAUGGAUAUAUCAUCCAUGUCAAUUUUUCUGAGCUCGAAAUAUUUCAACGAAUACUUCAAAAAUCCGGGGCCCCUAUCCCAAGGCCUGAUGACAGGCGCGAACCCUGUAGGAGGUUUCAUAGGGUGCAUAUUUUUUGGCGUGCUGACAGACAGAAUAGGUCGUGUUGUUACAUUCCAAACGGUGGCAAUGACCUGGAUUGUUGGUUCAGUCAUUUCAGCUCUGGUCGUGAACGUGGCAAUGCUUGUUGCUGGACGGAUUGUGCGCGGAGUUGCGGUGGGCAUGUUGUCGGUUUUGCUGCCAGUUUACAUUGGAGAGGUAAUUCCACAAGAGAAAAAGGGCAGGGCUACGUCCAUAGUGCAAUUUGCACUGACGCUCGCAAUUUUAGGAACCUUUACCAGUUGCUUUCUUCUCAAUUUUUUGGAAAGUCAGAUCUCGUUCCGUGUUGCGUGGGGGCUAGAAUUGGUCCCUGGGCUAUUAUUUCUUCUACUCAGCUUCAAGCUCAGCGAGUCUCCUGAAUGGCUAGUAUCGCAUGGUGAAUACGAUCGUGCCCAGACUAUUUUCCAAUACUUCAGUAAAGACGAAAUUGUAAAGACCAGCUUCACCAAAAUUGAUCUAGUGGAGACAUAUGGACAUCAGCGAACAAAAUACUGGGAUCUUUUCCCCCCGCCACUGAUAAAAUACACCUUUUUCGGAUUAACGAUACAGAUUCUGGUGCAAACAUGUGGUAUAAACAUUUUAAUGUUUUACGUGGUCUACAUUUGCGAAAUGAUUGGUCUGCGAGGUGCUGCCAAAUUGAGUGCUGCUUCCGUUCCGUAUCUCAUAAAUGUAGUAUUCACUUGCAUCCCAAUCUUGACCUUAGAUCGUCUCCGUCGAAAGGUGGUAAUUGUCUAUGGCGCCAUAUCACUGGGAUGCACUAUGGCAUUAAUUGGUAUUCUGAUGGGAGCUUUAGGGAACGAAGUUUCACCAAUUGAGGGCAAUACUACAAUCGUUUGGGAAAUAACAGGUAUUGCUGGUCUAAUAGUCUUGGUCCUUUGUUUCCUAUUCGUUGCCAUAUUUGCGUCAACCCUUUCCUGCUGUGCCUGGCUUUAUACUAAUGAAGUUCUGCCCAUACCUGCGAGGUCAACGGGGAUGGCACUUUGCAUGGCGACUAGCUGGUUUCUAAAUUCUUGUUUGACUUUUGCGGCUCCAAUACUUCUCAGUAAAAUCAAAUGGCUUACUUUUGUUUUGUUAGGAGCUGUCACCUUGGCGUUAUCCGCAAUCAUUGCAGCAUGGUUUCCAGAAACUCGGAAAUCUAAUUCGUCGAACGAAAGUUCUCCAGAACGCUUUUCCGAAAAAGGUGGAAAUGAGGGUAUCAGUGGUGAACCAGUGUCUAAGUCCUCCUUGCCUUCUCCAUUAGUUUACACGGACAACAGAAUUGAAUUAAUUCCUGAUCAGAGUCAAAUGAUAUGA